AUGGAUGUUGCGGAACAAGCUGUCAGGACUAACCAAGUGAAGGAUCAAGUUGGUGAAAGAUGUCAGAAACUGUUCCAAGAUUUUUUGGAAGAAUUUUCAGUUGAUGGUGAACAGAAAUACUUGUCAGAAGUUCAAGAAUUAAUUAGACCAGAAAGAAACACUCUAACAGUUAGCUUUGAAGAUGUUGAGAAGUUUAACCAGCAACUGUCUACUACUAUUCUGGAGGAAUACUACAGAAUAUAUCCAUUUCUCUGCCGUGCAGUGCGAAAUUAUGCAAAAGAUUGGGGACAGAUACCUCCGGCCAAAGAGUUCUAUGUUAGUUUCACAGAUGUGCCCACCAGACUAAAGGUCCGUGAGAUGACAACAGCAAAAGUAGGCACGUUGCUUCGAAUCAUUGGUCAAGUUGUGCGGACACAUCCUGUCCAUCCAGAACUGGUCAGCGGGACAUUCAUGUGUCUGGAUUGUAGAACGGUCAUUAAGGAUGUGGAGCAACAGUUUAAGUACACACAGCCAACCAUUUGUAGGAAUCCUGUUUGUAACAAUAGAUCUCGAUUCAUGUUAGAUGUGAACAAAUCCAAAUUUGUCGAUUUUCAAAAAGUGCGGAUACAGGAAACACAGGCAGAACUCCCUAGGGGAAGUAUUCCUAGAAGUGUUGAGGUUAUUCUUCGUGCUGAGGCUGUUGAGACGGCACAGGCAGGAGAUAAAUGUGACUUCACAGGUACUCUGAUUGUUGUACCAGAUGUGGGGACCAUAUCAACACCAGGGGCACGAUCUGAGACAUCUUCCAGGGUUCGUGGAAAUGAGGGUUAUGAGACUGAAGGUGUGCGAGGCCUGAAGGCACUGGGAGUACGAGAUCUUACCUACAGACUGGCUUUUUUGGCCUGCACUGUGUCCUCGAGUAACCCAAGGUUUGGUGGCCGAGACAUGAAAGAUGAGGAGAUGACAGCAGAGACAAUCAAGAAACAGAUGACAGAUGAUGAGUGGCAGAAAGUGUAUGAUAUGAGCAUGGACAAAAAUCUUUACCACAAUAUGUGUUCCAGUCUCUUCCCAACAAUACAUGGUAAUGAAGAAAUCAAAAGAGGUGUGCUUCUGAUGUUGUUUGGUGGUGUUCCCAAGAUUACAACAGAGAAGACCAAUCUUCGUGGUGAUGUCAACAUUUGUAUUGUUGGUGACCCAAGUACUGCAAAAAGUCAAUUCCUAAAACAGGUUGAAGAGUUCAGUCCAAGGGCAGUGUACACAAGUGGUAAGGCUAGCACUGCAGCAGGUUUAACUGCUGCUGUGGUCAAAGAUGAAGAGUCACAUGAGUUUGUCAUCGAGGCCGGUGCCCUCAUGUUGGCAGACAAUGGAGUGUGCUGUAUAGAUGAGUUUGACAAGAUGGAUCCUAAGGAUCAGGUAGCUAUCCACGAAGCCAUGGAACAGCAGACAAUCUCCAUCACCAAGGCUGGCGUUCGGGCCACACUGAAUGCCAGAACGUCAAUAUUAGCAGCUGCCAACCCUAUAGGAGGACGAUACGAUAGAACAAAGUCACUGAAGCAGAACAUCACAUUGACGGCACCUAUUAUGUCCCGAUUCGACUUGUUCUUCAUCUUGGUUGAUGAAUGCAAUGAGGUGACAGACUAUGCUAUUGCUCGUCGUAUUGUGGAUCUACACAGUCGCCAGGAGGAGUCUGUGGAGAGGAUCUACUCAGUGGAGGACAUCACACGAUAUCUCAUGUUUGCUCGGCAGUUCAAACCCAAGAUCAACAAAGAGGCACAAGAGUACAUGAUUGAGGAGUACAAACAUCUGCGACAAAGAGACGGCACAGGAGCAGCCAAGAGCUCAUGGAGGAUCACAGUUCGACAGCUUGAGAGCAUGAUCCGCUUAUCUGAAGCCAUGGCACGACUUCACUGUCAGGAUGAAGUGCAGCCAAAGCAUGUGAAGGAAGCGUUUCGCCUACUGAACAAAUCAAUCAUCCGUGUCGAACAGCCAGACAUCCACCUGGAGGAGGAAGAUCAACAGGAUCAGGAGGAAAUGGACAUUGAUGAUGCUACACCAGCAGAGCCGCAGGCUCCACAGGAGAGUGAAAAUGCUUCAGCUGCCCAGCCUAAGAAGGGCUUGAAGUUAUCAUACGAUGAGUACAAACAGAUGGCCAAUUUGAUGGUGCUUUAUAUGAGAAGACAGGAAGAAGAAACACAAGAUGAUGACUCCCAUAAUUUAAGACGCAGUGACCUUGUCAGCUGGUACCUGCGUGAAAUGGAGAGCGAGAUUGAUUCUGAGGCUGAGUUAUUGGAGAAGAAGACCGUCGUAGAAAAAGUUUUGGAUAGACUUGUGCAUCAUGACCAUGUUCUCAUAGAGCUGAAGCAGACAGGGUUGAAAGGAGAGGCACUGGUGCGUGAAGAGGAUCCAUUCCUGGUCGUUCACCCCAACUACAUGGUGGACUGAUGAUGAUUGACAAAGUGUUACAGAUAAUGUUAAAAAAAGAUCUUGGAACUUCUGGUACUUUAAUGUUGAACAAAGGAAAUGAAUCUGAAGUAAAACCCAGCAACACUUUACUCGUAGCUGCACGGAAAAACUUAAUUUCAGAUUAAGUGAUCUACACGUGUUCCUAUUCAGAGACUAUUGGAAGUAGGGUGUACAUUAGUGCUAUGUGAUAUUAAAACAUGUAUACUUGAAAGCAUUAUUGGAUCAGAAUGGUGGCUUCUCACUGAAAUAGAAACAAAAGGGUCUAGUGUUAUGUAUAAAUCAUGGAUUCUAAAUUAAUGAUAUGUUUGGAUAUUUUUUUGUAUCUCUGUAAAUAUUAUGAAGACUGUUAAUAUUGUUAAUGCUCAUUUUGUAGAAACGGUUGAUUAUGAAUGAAAUAUCGCAUCAAAGG
Molecule: messenger RNA, 2851 nt
Organism: Ylistrum balloti
Lineage: Eukaryota; Metazoa; Mollusca; Bivalvia; Pectinida; Pectinidae
Product: zygotic DNA replication licensing factor mcm6-B-like
Exons: 17
Coding region: 1-2421 (806 amino acids)
Biological process (GO): DNA replication initiation; double-strand break repair via break-induced replication; mitotic DNA replication
Cellular component (GO): MCM complex; nucleus
Molecular function (GO): single-stranded DNA binding; ATP binding; single-stranded 3'-5' DNA helicase activity
Source: RefSeq, a predicted model, not a curated record